CAACGACAACAACAAAUGGGAACAACACAAACAUUGAAUUCCGGUUCCGGAUCAUCAUCAUCAACAUUAUCAUCGGCAACCGAUAGUGGUGGAUGUAUUAUAGAGCCUUCAAAUUCAUAUGAACAGCAAAAACAACAUCAUCAUCAUCAUCAUCAUCAUCAGCCACAUUUGGUGCACGUUCAGCUAUUGGUGGUGCUUUUCGUGUAUUUAAAAAUAAUAGUGAAAAAAUAUUAUUAUCGCCAUUGAAAAGCAGUAAAUCUUCACAACAGUCGGCGGGUAAUAAUAAUAGUAGUCAGGUAUUCACCGAUACUGCUAUGAUGACGUUAUCUCAACAACAACAGCAACAGCAACAAACAUUAAUGACAUCCGGUACAUCGAUGGCCAUUAAAUCAACGACGUCUACAGCAUCAUCAUCAUCGGCUAACAUUCCUUCACAACAACAACAACAAAGACGUCCAUCACGUAAUGGACCACCACCGAAAGCACCGCCAAAAACACAAAGAGCACGAUUGAAAAAUUACCUAUUAAAUCUACGAAAACCGGCCACAUUAUCGGAAUUAUUUUUAAAUGUAGAAUUUUUACGUAAACAUUUUUUUCCAAAAUAUUAUCAUCAUUUAUCGUUAUCAUCCUCAAACAAUUCGAUAGCCGAAUUUUGUCGUUUAUCACAGGUAUGUAAAACCUGGUGUCACAUCCUAUAUAUGGAUAGCCAUUAUUGGCAAGAUUUAAUAUUUACCAUUCAUUAUGGUGAAUUAAGACAAAUGGAAAAAUCACAACAAGAACAGCUGAAUAAUAAUAAUAAUGAUGAUGAUGAUGUGGAACAAAGUGCCAAAUUAUUUAAAUGUCCAACAAAUACGACCAAUGGUUUUGCUGAUGUUAAUUCAAUGACAAAAAUGAAUGAUAAUGGAAAAAAAUCCACCACCAUCAACAAAUCGGAUGCAUUUUUAUUAUUGAAUUAUUCAUCAUUGAUUAAUGCUGAUGAUCAAAAUGGUAAUAAUAAUUCUCAAUCAGAAAUGGUGGAUACGAAAUCCAAUGAUGAUGAUGAUAAUAAUUCUAUGAUAAUUACGAAAACAACAGUAGCAACAACAACAACAACAACGAAAAUGAUUAAUCCUCAACGUAAACGGCUUUAUUAUUCAAUAAAAUUACGACAAUUUCAAACAAUUUGUCUACAAAAUCCAAGUGAUAAUGAUCUAGUCGAAUUGGUUAAUUUUUAUAAAAAUUUUCAUCAUCCAAAUGAAGAUAAUAAUAAUAAUCUAAAUUUGAAUCCAAUGAAUUCAUCUUUAUCUACAUCAUCAUCAUCAUCAUCAUCAUCAUCGAAUACAAAUGAAAAACAAUCGAUAAAUUUGAACCAUAUUAUCAUACGUAAUGGUACCAUUACCGAUAAUGGUCUGGAAAUUUUAUUGACAACAUUUGCCAAAACAUUAAAUUCAUUCGAAUUGAUUGGAUGCAAUGAGCUAAGUAAUUCGGGUCUUUGGUCUGGUCUUGUACCGAAUCUACGUCUAUUAACAAUACAGGAUUGUAUUAAUAUUUCGGAUGAUACGGUUACAAUAUUAUGUCAAUUAUUGACAUCAUUACAAACAUUUCAAUUUCAGGCUUAUCAUGUAACCGAUAUUGCAAUGGCAUAUUUUAGUACAUCAUUAAUGAGACAAUCAUUACGUGUAUUAACAUUACAACAUUGUUGGGAGAUAACUAAUCAAGGUGUUGCUAAUGUUGCCCAUUCAUUGCCAAAUCUAACAUCAUUAUCAUUAUCUGGUUGUUCUAAAGUAACCGAUGAUGCAAUUGAAGUUGUUGCCGAACAAUUACGAAAUCUAACACAAUUGGAUCUUAGUUGGUGUCCAAGAAUAAGUGAUGCUGCAUUGGAAUUUAUUGCCUGUGAUCUAGCCGAUACAUUACAAACAUUAGUAUUGGAUAGAUGUCUUCAUGUAACCGAUAUUGGUCUCGGUUAUCUAGCCACAAUGGCCAAUUUAACACAUUUAUCCGUUCGUUGGUGUCCACAGAUUCGUGAUUUUGGUCUACAAGCAUUAACAUCAUUACGAUCAUUACGUACAUUGUCUAUUGCAGGUUGCUCACAUGUGACCAUAACGGGAAUGUCAUUCAUAACACGUAUGCGACAAUUGGAAGAGAUUGAAUUGACAAAUUGUCCAGCAGCAACAAAAGAUUUAUUGAAAUAUUUAGCCGAAAGCCUGCCGGAAUCAUGUACAAUUAUUACAUAAACUAAAUUAUUUAUUGAAAAAAAACAAACAAAAUAUUUUCAAUCACCAAUGAUCAUCUACCUCAAAUCCCUUGUCAUUUUUUUUCUCCGUCUAUCCAACUAACACCAACACCAACACCACCACCACCACUAAUAACAACAACAACAACAACAAAAAAUCACCACUUUCGUUGAUAUUUUUCGUUAAUAUUAUAAUUGUUUAUUAUAUUACUGUUAAUCAAACUUCAAAAAAAAUAAUUCAAUCUGGACUGUGACAAUUUCAAUGAAAAAAAAUUCCAAAUUCCCUUAUAGUCGAAUAUUAUUUCCCAUAUAUAUGUAGAUGAUAAUACAUAAUGAUACUUUCAAUUCUGGUUCAUUCAUUCAUUCAUUUAUUCUUCUUUACCACACUACCACUCUAUCAUCAACCAUCAUAAUUUCCGGCAACUAUACUAUUAUUACCACUUAUUAUUAUUAUUAUUAACAUCAUCAAGUCAAUCAAAUCGGCUAUGUCUCUUUCUUUUCUUCGUGAAAAAAAGCAGCUUAUUAUUAUUGUAUAUAUUUAUUUAUCAACAAAUAAAAAUUUUGUCUCCCCGUUGACAGCUUCAUAGCUUAUAUUUUUUCAUUGGUUUCCUAUCCAUUGCAUUUAUUUAUAUUUAUUUAUAUUAAUAAUAUCUACUUAUAUAUUAAAAAACAAUGAUCUUUGAUUUGUCAUCACAAGUUUCCCACAUUUAAAAUUUUAUUUGAAAACAAAAUUCAUUGAAAAAAUAUAGUUUUUAUCAUUAAAAGUGAGAAAUUGAAAUGAAAACAAAACAAAAUAAAAUAAAACACACACACACACACACACACAUCAAGAACUUCACAUGAAACACACCCACCAUUCAAUACCCUUUUUCAAUAAUUAUAAAUCUGUUAUAAUCAUU
This is a messenger RNA of Dermatophagoides farinae (American house dust mite), 3111 nucleotides long. NCBI's taxonomy places the organism in Eukaryota, Metazoa, Arthropoda, Arachnida, Sarcoptiformes, Pyroglyphidae. The record is from RefSeq and is a predicted model, not a curated record.